UUUUUACUCUGAAGCUGUGAGUGCAGAAAUCUCUGUUGGCAAAUUACUCCAGAGCCAUCACAGAACAAUCCUAGAAGAAAGAGUUAAACUCACAGAAUCAGGAUUCCUGAUUCUUUUCCAACAUGGCAGGUGUAAACGUCUGUAUAAAAUGUUCUAUGUUUAUCUUCAACUUUGUGUUCUGGCUAUGUGGUGCCAUUAUCCUUUCCAUAGCUAUUUCGAUACGAGCAGGGAAAAUUGGUCAAGAGAUUCUUGUUCCUGGGGAUGCUAACCUUAGCCCCUUUAUUGCUGUGAAUAUGCUAAUUUUUGUGGGUGCUGUCAUCAUGAUUCUGGGUUUCCUGGGAUGCUGUGGUGCCAUAAAAGAAAACCAGUUCAUGAUGAUUUUGUUUUUCUUAGGACUGCUUAUGAUCCUACUCCUGCAGGUGGCAGCAGGUAUCCUAGCAACUACUAGCAAAUCUAAGACUGAACAAACUCUGAAUAAGACUCUCAUGAUUAAUGCACGUCUUUUGAGUUCAACAAAUGAAAAUGAAAGAGUAUUCCAGAAAGUCUUUUCUGAACUUCAAGGAGAGGGUAAAGUCAAGAUUUGGACAGAGGUGAAGGUAUUCCACUAUCUGGCUCCUACCUUGUAUUUUAACUUUACUAAAGACAACUCCAGAAAGCACUGUGGUCCAACCAGCUCUCCCGUGGCGCUGCAGGCUCUCCUCUCGCGGGUGGAGGAGCCCUGCGUGGCUGGGUCUGCAAAGGGCCAGCAGGCGACCCACCCGCACUGCGCGUGCGCAGGUGACUCCCGGGCCAGGUGCUCGCCCUCCCCGUACCUGUACCUCCACCUCCGCCCUCACCUCCAGGGGCUGCAAAACGAGAGCCAGGUCUGA
Odocoileus virginianus texanus is the source of this 869-nucleotide messenger RNA. The record is from RefSeq and is a predicted model, not a curated record. NCBI's taxonomy places the organism in Eukaryota, Metazoa, Chordata, Mammalia, Artiodactyla, Cervidae.